Messenger RNA from Closterium sp. Naga37s-1, 855 nucleotides. The record is from the annotation of a GenBank genome assembly. Lineage: Eukaryota; Viridiplantae; Streptophyta; Zygnematophyceae; Desmidiales; Closteriaceae.
AUGUCCGCUUCACAGGACGAUGCCCAUGGAACCACCGCACCUACCGCUGCUCCCGUUUCUGCAAACGCUGCGGUGCGUCGUCGUCGUGCAACGGUCGACAAUACCACUGCUCGUCGCUUAGACGUGAUAGAUCUCGACCAAGUGAUUGCCCGUGUUCCCGCACACAACACCCCGCUCAACGCCAACGACGACCCGCUGGCGUAUUUUGACGCCGGAGAAGUUGACUGUGACGUAGAAGACACUGCCGACGAAGAUACCGACCCUGCAAUGGCGACAGACAGGUCCCGCUGGGAGGCGCACGAGGUUAUGCAGCUGGCGUGGAUUCGCCACGACUACGACGCGCAGUAUCGCGGCCAGACCCGCCUGCAAGGGCAAAACCGGGACGUGAUGUUAUUCGAGAAGCUGCGGGAGCGCCACCCUGAAUUCCGCCACAAUCUGGCCGCCGUGAAGGCAAAGGUAUUCCGCAUGGAGGCGCAAUAUAGGCGUGUGGGGGAUCUACUGCUCAAUGCAUCAGGCAAGGGCCGCCCCCCGAAGCUGCCCAUCUUCUACGAUAUCUUCGACAGAAUUUUGGGCGAUCGCGCAAAUGCUCGUCCGCCCGCGCUUGCCGGUAGCCUGCCUGGCGCUAAUGUCGUGAACUUGCCGUCUACCAGCACCAGUGCAAGUAAGAUGUCCGAGCCUCCAGGAAGCGUAGAGGCACGCCGCCAUCCGAGCGCGACGACGUGUCGGAGUGAAGCCUUCGUCCCGCGGCGAGAAGUGCGGCAUUUCGGCGGCGGGGCCGUGCUGCCACCAGGUGUUGCGCUCACGCGGAGGGAGAAGGCGAGGACGGGGGCCGAGAAGCAGGUCGAUAUUAUGUAG